This is a messenger RNA of Heterostelium album PN500, 396 nucleotides long. RefSeq lists its product as uncharacterized. The transcript is spliced from 2 exons. The record is from RefSeq and is a predicted model, not a curated record. The coding region runs from base 1 to 396 and encodes 131 amino acids. Lineage: Eukaryota; Evosea; Eumycetozoa; Acytosteliales; Acytosteliaceae.
AUGCAUUUGUUAAAGGAUGAAAAAGAUGAUGGAAAUCUAUUUGAAAGAGCUAACUAUCUAGAGAAAAAGAUUUUUGAUAUGAAACUUGAUUCUAAACAAAGACAGCAACAGCAGCUACAACCACAACCAAUGCAAGCUCAACAGCCGCAACAACAACAGACUUUACAACAACAGCAACCUAUGCAACAGCAAGAGCCAAUGCAGCAACAACAACCGCAAUCCAAUACUAGUUUGUCACUUCCACAGUCACCAGUGAUGCCUAGUUCAAACAAUAUCCUUGUAUCUGGAUUCGAACAACUUUCAAUCAAUCCUUUCCAAUUACAACAACAACAGCAACAACAUCCACAGCAACAUUCACAACAACAACAACAACAACAACCUAUGCAGCAGCAAUAA